CCAUUAUUUGUCACAUCGUCAGCUGAGCCAGCAGCAGCCACACUACACCCGUCGCCAUAUCGCCAGCGCUAACAUGGACGACGGCGGAGGCGAGCCGACCAAGUACCGCGGCGUGCGGCGGCGGCCGUGGGGCAAGUACGCGGCGGAGAUCCGCGACUCGAGCCGCCACGGAGUGCGCAUCUGGCUGGGCACCUUCGACACCGCCGAGGAGGCCGCCAGAGCGUACGACCGAUCCGCCUACUCCAUGCGCGGCGCCAACGCCGUGCUCAACUUCCCGGAGGACGCGGCCGUCUAUGCCGCGGCCUUCCGCGGCGGCUCCGGUGGAUCCUCCUCGUCGUCCAGACAGCAGCAGCACGGCGGCAGGGACGUGAUCGAGUUCGAGUACCUCGACGACGAGGUGCUGCAGGAGAUGCUCAAGAGCCACGAGCCGUCGUCGUCGUCCGCGCGGAAUAAGAAGAAGUAGCGAUCGAGCGAAUGCGCGCAGGUUGGUGUUGGACACAUGAUCGAGAUAGAAUGCCAUGUAUGCGUGGGUUACGUACAUGCAAUUGUUUGCAUGCAGUGCGUGCGUGCAGUGACUACCGGCCGGCUGGCUCCUGGAUAUCGGGCCUGCUACGUGCUACCAUAAUUAAGCCAUCUCUAAUUCCCUAGCUAUGGAGUAUGCUGGUAGAGUACUAUAUAUGUACAUUAAAAUGUCAGCUCCCUUCUCUAAUUUGGCAGGAGUACUAGCUAACUACUUACAUGAGUGGCAUAUACUCCUAUAUAUAGU
This is a messenger RNA of Sorghum bicolor (sorghum), 766 nucleotides long. Its product is annotated as ethylene-responsive transcription factor ERF096-like. The coding region runs from base 74 to 463 and encodes 129 amino acids. The transcript has a single exon. NCBI's taxonomy places the organism in Eukaryota, Viridiplantae, Streptophyta, Magnoliopsida, Poales, Poaceae. The record is from RefSeq and is a predicted model, not a curated record. Gene Ontology annotation, molecular function: DNA-binding transcription factor activity; DNA binding. Gene Ontology annotation, biological process: ethylene-activated signaling pathway; regulation of DNA-templated transcription.